AUGCGUCCCACCAUUCUAUCUCUCCUCCUGGCCGCCGGGGCUCUCGCCGCCCCGCACCGCGCCGCCUACGAGCUCGACGAGGACCGCCACUACGUCUCUAUCCGACCCGACCGCGCGGCUACCGCCCACCCCCACGUUGUCCAUAACGCCGAGGAGACCUCCCGCCCCUCCGCUGUCGUCCCCGCCGGCGUUCCUGGCCGUGGCUCCAGCCGUGGUCGCGUUCACGGUAAAGGCUCCAACAAGGGCAAGGGUUCUAGCAAGGGCUCCAACAAGGGCAAGGGCCGAGGUUCCGGUCACGGCUCUGGCUCUGGUAGCGGUGGCAACUCUGGAAAGGGCUCGGGCAGUGGCUCCGGCUCUGGCUCCGUCGUGAAGCCUGGUAAGGGCUCCGGAUCCGGCAGUGGUUCCGGCUCGGGUUCCGGCAGCAGCCCCGGCAAGGGCUCAGGCUCUGGGUCAGGAUCUGGUAGUGGAUCUGGCUCUGGUUCUGGAUCCGGCAGCGGCUCUGGUUCAGGCUCGGGCUCCGGUUCUGGUUCUGGUAGCGGCUCUGGCUCCGGAUCCGGCUCCGGCAGUGGUUCGGGCUCUGGCUCUGGCUCUGGCAGUGGUUCAGGCUCUGGCAGUGGUUCAGGCUCUGGCAGCGGCGCUGGUGCCGGUGCUGGUGCUGGUGCUGGUGCCGGAUCUGGUUCCACCGUCACCGGUCUCCCCUCCUCGUGGGCCCCCGGUGUCAAGUGGCAGAUCGUCAUCCACAACCCCGUCGACAUCACCAAGCCCCUCGCGCCCGCCGAUGCCCGCGUCUGGGUCGUCGACUACUUCCACUCGGCCGAGAACUCUAAAAUCAUUCCCUUCUUGAAAAGCCCCACCGCCGGCGUUGACAACGUCGUCCUCUGCUACAUCAACAUUGGCGCCAUCCAGCAGUCCGAGGCCGACUACAAGAGCUUCCCCUCGUCCGCCAUCGGCAACAGCUACGACGGCUAUCCCGAGUGGUGGAUCGACACCAGCCGCGCCGACGUCGUGGAGUUUAUGAAGAAGCGCAUCGCCAAGGCGGCCGAGAUUGGCUGCGACGGCAUCGACGGUGACAACGUCGACGGCUGGGACCCCGAUGGUGCUCCCCGCGGCGGCGACAAGACCGGCUUCGGCUUGACCCAAGCCGAGUCCACCAACUACAACUCGCAGCAGCUCGCCCGCGCCGUGGCCAACAACGUCGACUUCGCCGUGCUCGAGGACUGCCAGGGCUCCGGCGACUGGUGCGGCGAGCUCCAGGGCUUCGUCACCGGCUCCUUCCGCUCCGACGGCCGCCGCCUCCCCGUCUUCGACCUCGAGUACCCUUCCUCCGCCGGCUCCAACACCCUCUCCAGCAGCGACUGGAACCGCUACUGCAACCGCGACCCCGCCAAGGUGGGCAACGCCGGCUUCAGCACCGCCAUCAAGAAGGACUCGAGCGAGCUCGACGGUUGGGUGCAGUACUGCGAGUCGAGCCCUAGCGCGGGCGUCUCCAGGACUACCAUGAUUAACUGGAACUAA
Messenger RNA from Parascedosporium putredinis, 1515 nucleotides. The record is from the annotation of a GenBank genome assembly. Lineage: Eukaryota; Fungi; Ascomycota; Sordariomycetes; Microascales; Microascaceae.